Messenger RNA from Drosophila novamexicana, 1535 nucleotides. Its product is annotated as haloacid dehalogenase-like hydrolase domain-containing protein 2. The transcript is spliced from 4 exons. The record is from RefSeq and is a predicted model, not a curated record. Gene Ontology annotation, molecular function: phosphatase activity. Bases 45 to 863 code for a protein of 272 amino acids. NCBI's taxonomy places the organism in Eukaryota, Metazoa, Arthropoda, Insecta, Diptera, Drosophilidae. Gene Ontology annotation, biological process: dephosphorylation.
AAUAGCAUAAUCGAUUUGGUUUCUGCUGAAGUUAUCGAUAUCGAAUGCUGUGCCGCUGGAGUUUACUGCGAUUCAGAAAAAUGUCCAUAAAAGCUGUGCUCAUAGAUCUUAGUGGUACUAUUCACGUGGAAGAUGAACCAACGCCUGGCGCUGUUGUGGCAUUGCAAAGGUACCUAAAGCUCAGCGGCAUAACCGUUAAAUUUGUAACAAACACCACAAAAGACUCGAAAGCGACACUCUACGAGCGGCUAGUCAAAAUUGGCUUUCAACUGGAAGUCGCGGAGAUUUACAGCUCGCUGAGCGCGGCAGUUGCAUUUGUGUCAAAUGAGAAAUUGAAUCCUUUCUAUUUGCUUACAAAUGAUGCACGCAAAGAUUUCCCCGAAGAGGACCGGAGCCGGCCUCACGAUGCGGUCGUCGUAGGCCUGGCGCCCAAUGCAUUUGAUUAUGAGCACAUGAAUAAGGCCUUCAAUGUGCUGCUGCAGAAUAAAACGCACAAGCUUGUUGCAGUGCAUCAGGGCAAGUAUUAUAAACGCGCGGAUGGGCUGGCGUUGGGACCAGGCUGCUUUGUCAAGGGCUUGGAGUACGCGACGGGCAGCACGGCGACACUUAUAGGCAAACCCAAUUCCUACUUUUUCCAAAGCGCCCUGCCUGACGGCCUUAGAGCCGAGGAAUGCGUAAUGAUUGGUGAUGAUGCAAAUGAUGAUAUUGCUGGUGCCAUGCAAGUGGGUAUGCAGGGCAUACUCGUCAAGACAGGCAAAUUCUUGCCGGAUGCUCUGGCAGCGAUCUCACCGCCACCCACGGCUGUGGUCAACAAUUUCGCGGAGGCAGUCGAUUGGAUAUUGUGCAAAAAGCAAGGUAAUUAGUUUUAUGUUCAAUUUGAAAAAAGAAAACGGACCUUGCUCAAACGUCAGCAAAAUAUUUUUUUGAGUUCAAAUAUGUAUAUAACGGUUGUUUUAUAACAGUUGAACUGAUUUCGGCGCGUUAAUAAAUUCUCUGGCAAUUUGUAUAACAGAAUACAGCAUUAUAACAGUUUUAGUUACCAACUGAAGGAUACCCUAGUUCAAAGCCUAGUUAUUCAUUUGCAAAGAUAUACUCCAGUAAUUGUAAUAAUUAAUCGCUAUUCCGGAUUUUCAAUAUUUUCGGAAAGAUUAAUUGUAAGAAACGAACCGGAAACAGGUUUACCUACAAAACUAGAGUGGGGAUUUCUAGUUAAAUUUGCUGAAUAAGUUCACUCGUUAAUUUUCUGGCCGUGAACUAAAUCGGUCAUUUAGUUCACUCGUUCAGCUAUUCAGUCGGUCAUGAACGAUGACCUCGGCUCAGCUAUUCAGUCGGUCAUGAACUAUUAGUUAGUUCAGUUAAGCAGUCAAAUCAAAAUUGAAGUUAAAUCCCUCUAUCUUUUAUGUUUAUUAAGAACUGAUCAUCUAAAAAGAAUAUAUCGUUCAGUAACGGCUGAACUGCUGAGUUGCAUACAACGUUCAUGACCGACUGAACGAGUAUCAAGAAUGUUCAUGACCGACUGAACGAGUACAGAAUAC